Messenger RNA from Melanotaenia boesemani (Boeseman's rainbowfish), 1451 nucleotides. RefSeq names its product mitochondrial ribosomal protein L9 (gene mrpl9). NCBI's taxonomy places the organism in Eukaryota, Metazoa, Chordata, Actinopteri, Atheriniformes, Melanotaeniidae. Gene Ontology annotation, biological process: translation. Bases 203 to 1108 code for a protein of 301 amino acids. The transcript is spliced from 7 exons. Gene Ontology annotation, molecular function: structural constituent of ribosome. Gene Ontology annotation, cellular component: mitochondrion; ribosome. The record is from RefSeq and is a predicted model, not a curated record.
GUUAUGGUCCUUUUACGUCACACAACAAGAGACACCAGUGAACUUAUUAGCUAACAUGCUUGUAACAAGUAGCUCAUCGCUGGUAAGUUGAAUAUAGGUUUUUUUUAAACUUGAUGGUGGUGGUACCGAAUCAAAGGCUGCUCUGGACCUGUGAGUGGGUUGUGUGAGUGCAGUGGUUGAAAGGGUUGAGCCGCGGUGUUGAAUGAACAUGUGGAGCUCCGGCCGCCGUGUCCUUCAGGAUCUGCUCAGCCAGUCUGCUGUAAGGAGUUUUUCUCUGACUCCAGUUCAGGACACAGUAGUGGUAGAGCGAUGGUGGCAAGUCCCCCUGUCCAAAGUAGGCAGUCCCCCGAGACUUCACCCUCGAAGACACAGAAUCUACAAGGUGGUUGAAGAUACCAAACAUACUUCCAAGGAAAAGAUGGAGCUCAUUCUUACUCAGACUGUACCAAAGCUUGGUGGUCGAGGAGACGCUGUGUUUGUGAAGAAGUCUAUUGGUCGAAAUAAGUUGUUGGCCCAAGGCCUCGCAGUUUAUCCAUCACCAGAGAAUAAGCAGAUGUUUUCUGAGGAGUUGAGACUUCUGCGUGAAGGGAAACCAGAGGACAGAAUCCAAACCCAUACUGGGCAAAAGACAGUGGAGUUUCUGAAAGGCUGCAAACUGAAGAUAAACAAAAUGCCCUGUGAGGAAUUCCAGCUAACUAAAGAUGUAGUUUGCAGACAGUUUAACAAGAAGUUGGGCGUUGUUGUGCCACCUUCUGCAUUGAAUCUUCCAUUUCAGCCAAUUAAGGACUUGGGUGACUACUGGUGUGACGUUACAGUGAAUGGAAUGGACACAGUUCGUGUACCUAUGUCACUAUUGCCAUAUGAAGACCUGUCUGCAAGCUACCAAAAGCAGCUGAAGGUACAGAGGCAGCAGCAGGCAGCCGCUGUGCCUUCUGCUGAUGAGGAAGACGCUGUUUUGAAGGGUGUUUCAGAUCCGGCAGAUCUGGAUGCUGGCACAGACUCUGUGAGUCAGAUUUCAGUCUCGGCAGGAAACUCUGCUGCCGAGGAAACCAAACAGAAGGCGGAGGAUGCAACAGCCUCGCCAAGUGGCAGCCCAGAUAAAAAUUAAAGGACUCUAAAUGAAAUGGUUCACAGCUGUAUAGGAUAUUUGUUUCCCAUUUAACACACAUAGUAAAAUGUAUCUGUUGAAGAAUGCAUUGCACAGAACAAAUUUGAGCAAGUCAACAGUCUGGAUCUUGAUCUGUUAUUAAAGCAGUAAUGUGUUAGAAUAAAAACUUCAAUAUGAUGUCUGUUGUGGAAAAUAAAAAUGUUGCAGUUAUUAAGGUUUUAAAUCAAAAUAAUUUGUUGGUAAGGUGAAGGCCUUUAUAUACUGUUAUAGUGAAGUAAAUCACUACAUCAUUACAUUUAUUUUAUAAUUGCACAACACAAAUAUUAGGUCAAAAAAGAAAAAG